Trametes versicolor FP-101664 SS1 is the source of this 1974-nucleotide messenger RNA. Its product is annotated as glycerol-3-phosphate-acyltransferase. The transcript has 10 exons. Gene Ontology annotation, biological process: phospholipid biosynthetic process. Gene Ontology annotation, molecular function: glycerone-phosphate O-acyltransferase activity; glycerol-3-phosphate O-acyltransferase activity. NCBI's taxonomy places the organism in Eukaryota, Fungi, Basidiomycota, Agaricomycetes, Polyporales, Polyporaceae. The record is from RefSeq and is a predicted model, not a curated record. Gene Ontology annotation, cellular component: endoplasmic reticulum membrane. Bases 1 to 1974 code for a protein of 657 amino acids.
AUGUCCGAGGCGUACCUCGCACACAGGAUCAUCCGUCGCAUUGCCAGCUGGGCAGUAGUGUCGUUCUUCACCGAGAUUCACGUCAUCGGCAGCGAGAACGUACCGCGAGAUGGACCCAUUAUUGCGACCGCAACGCACCAUAAUAUGAUGCUGGACCCAGCAAUCCUGUCAUGCGCCUUCCCGCACUUGAGGGUACUGCACUAUUGGGCAAAAGCGUCCCUUUUCGCGAACCCCGUCAUGAAGUAUAUCCUCACGUCUGCGGGUAAUAUUCCCGUCGACCGGAAGGCCUCAGACAAGCAAUUGCUCUUCCGGGGGACGUUCCGAACUCUAGCUGCUGGGGAAGCGGUGGCUCUGUUUCCGGAAGGCACUAGUUAUACCGAGCCGCACAUUAUGCAGGUGAAGGACGGUGCAGCGUGGGCAGCUCUGGAGUACACGAAAUGGGUGAAGGAGAACCCAGACAAGGUGAAGAAAGGGGCCGAGAACGUCAUGAUCAUCCCAGCAGCGAUCGUGUAUACGAAUAAGUCGAAGUAUCGCAGCCAGGCGAUUAUGGAGUUCGGACAACCUAUCAGGAUGGACGAUUAUAUGGGCCAAUUCAUAUCCGAACAAGAGGGCGCACCUCGUGCUGCAGUCAAGCGUUUAACGGCGGCGAUUGAGAGAGAGCUCACGCAGCUGACGAUUAACGCGCCGGAUUGGGACACGCUCUACGCGGCUCGGAUGGCACGGGACCUUCUGUGGCCAGAAGAAAGGUCUAUCAACCUGGACGACUUCGUCGCCAUCUCUCAGACCCUUGUCGACCUCUUCUCCACAUCUGACCUCGUCCCGAACAUCAACGCGAUCAGGCGCCAUCUGCUCACAUACUACUCCCUGCUCCAGACCACGCACCUCACGAACGCAGUCCUGUCUUCCCUGCCACUGCCAGCCACGCUCGAUCCACGACAACCUGUGCCGCUUCCGAGCCGCCUGUACACGCUGGUCAUCCUCGUCCGGGACACGCUCUCCCUGCUCGUGCGGCUUCCGUUCUCUAUCGUGCCCAUCGUAAUACAUGCGCCUGCCUACGUUAUGGGGCGCGUGGGUGCGGGCCUUGUCGAAGACGAGGAAGAGACCCAGGCGCAGAACAAAGUGGUAUUCGGCCUCCUGCUGCUGUUCAUGAUCUACCCAGCCGCGUUUUUCGCCGUCUGGGCGUUCCUGCAAUACACGCCCGUCGGCGCGGUCGUCGCAGUCGGCUUCGUCUUCCUCUUCGCGCUCUACCACAACAAGCUCAUCAACGACAACUACGAGCGCGCCAAGCGUCUCGUGGCCGCCUGGCGCAUCCUCGUCGGCAUGUGGGCGCCGCGCAGGUGGGACCUCUCCCUCUCCGCCGUCGCGCAGUACACCGUCCCGCGGAUCCCGCCCGAGAACCCGUGGGUCGACCGCGCGCGCGCCAAGAAGACGUCCCGCCCGGCCACCCCGGGCCCCCACAGCGGCUCCGAGUCCGCAUCCGAGUCCUCCGCGGCCCCUGCCCAGGCGCAGGCGCAGGACGCGGCGGAACGCUCCCCGUCCCCCGCGCCGUCUGCGUCCUCCGCCAAGUCGAGCAAGCGCCGCCGCCCGCCGACGCGCCGCGUCGUGCGCCAUAUCCUGCGUGCGCGCGUCGAGGCCGCGAAGGCCCUCGCGAGCCUGCUCGCGCAGCUGGAGCGUGCCCCGGAGACGAAGCGUGUCUGCGCGAGCGUGCAUCUCGCACGCGCGUACGGCGGGUCGGUCGACACGCCCGCUGCGCCUGCCCCGACGGCGGAUGGCGUACAGACAGUGCCCGAGCCGACUGGGUGGCGCAGCGCGCGCGAGGUCGUUGCGUUCCUGCGCAAGCGCGGCGCGAAGAUCACUACGCUCGAGGACAGAGUCGAGGGCGACUGGGCGGCGCUGAGCAGCGAUGGCGAGGACAGCGAGCCGGUCACGUCCGACAAGACUGAACUUGAGUGGGUCCCGCCCAGCCGCGACUGA